CAUAUCUCCCACCCAAAUUGUUAUACCUUCCUCUCAACCUCCCACACCCUGUAAAGCCAUCACCAUAAACCUCAAAAAAGCCAUAGCUCACCCCUUCUCCGACUGUAUGUGGUCGCCCUCUCCGGCCACCACCACGAAUGCCUCCCAGGAAACUAGUCGUCGGGUCCGGCCAGAAAACCCACCCCCUGGUCUGGUGCGCGGCCGUCAUCUGCGUCUUCAUCGCCCUUGCCGUCAUCGUAGCUGGGGUCUGCGUCUUUGUCGGGUACCUGGUGAUACACCCCCGGGUACCUGCCUUGACAGUCACAGAUGCCCGCCUGAACAGGCUCGACUUCUCGCAGGCCGGCGUCAUGGACGUCCAGAUGACCGUCUACAUCCGCGCUGAAAACCACAAUGCCAAGGCGCAUGCCUCCUUCUCAGACACCAGCUUGACGAUGAGCUUCCACGAAAUAGAAAUCGCGAAGCUGGUGGCCUACCCUUUCGAUGUAAGCAAGAACAGUUCCAUUGAUUUUAACUACGUGGUAGAGUCCAGUUCAAUUCCGUUAGGGUCACGGGAUAUGGACUUUGUGGACAGAUCGUUGAAGGAAGAUAAGAUAAAGUUUGAUCUGAAAGGGAGUUCAAAAACACACUGGAGAAUUGGGCUUCUGGGGUCGGUGACGCUUUGGUGCCAUUUGAACUGUGAGCUUCGGUUUCAUCCUUCAAAUAGUAGUUACAUCCAUUCAUACUGCAGCUCAAAGUCAAAGUGAUGUUGUUUAUUUGAAAUCUUUUGCCUUUGUACAUUCUCUCCAAAAUGAGGCUGAGACAACUUAACGAGGUUCUUUUGUAUCAAAAAAUAACUACGGUUUCUUUCACAAUAAUUAUAUUAAUAAGAACAGAAGUUUUUUUUUUU
Messenger RNA from Vitis riparia (riverbank grape), 886 nucleotides. RefSeq lists its product as uncharacterized. The coding region runs from base 138 to 743 and encodes 201 amino acids. Lineage: Eukaryota; Viridiplantae; Streptophyta; Magnoliopsida; Vitales; Vitaceae. The record is from RefSeq and is a predicted model, not a curated record. Gene Ontology annotation, cellular component: plasma membrane. The transcript has a single exon.